This is a messenger RNA of Colletotrichum abscissum, 129 nucleotides long. RefSeq lists its product as uncharacterized. Lineage: Eukaryota; Fungi; Ascomycota; Sordariomycetes; Glomerellales; Glomerellaceae. The transcript has a single exon. Bases 1 to 129 code for a protein of 42 amino acids. The record is from RefSeq and is a predicted model, not a curated record.
AUGGAGGGGAAGAAAGGGGGGUUAUGUGUGUCUCGUCGGUCUUUUCUCUCCCGGCCGAGAAGAAUCACCCGGAAUGCUGUGGAGUUCGUUCCGGAAUUCUGUUUUGCUGGACAACUCACGAGAUACUGA